This is a messenger RNA of Closterium sp. NIES-67, 898 nucleotides long. NCBI's taxonomy places the organism in Eukaryota, Viridiplantae, Streptophyta, Zygnematophyceae, Desmidiales, Closteriaceae. The record is from the annotation of a GenBank genome assembly.
CUUUCGCCUUCCUUCCAGCUGUCCUUCAAAGUCGUCUUCAGCAACGCUCGUCAAUUUCUCAAGGCGUCAUCUCCUCUCACUCGACCAGCCUUCGCGCAGCGGCAGCAUUCUCCCCGCGGAAGCCGUUCCGCUCCCCGCGCCAGCAUGGGCAUCGAGGACGGCCUUCCCGACGACGUGCGCGUGGUGGUCGAGAAGUCGCUGCCGGCCGAUGCGUCUGCCUUCGGUCUUGGAGCAUUCGCGGGCACGAUGUUUAUCCUCUCGUCCUACCUCGCCGGGUGGGCGCCGGACGUGACGUGGGUGACGGUGGCGCUGUUCUACGGCGGGUUGGGGCAGUUCGUGGCGGGCAUGUGGCAGUACAAGCGCAACUGCGUCUUCUCCUCCACCUCCUUCUCCACCUACGGCUGCUUCUGGCUCUCGCUCGGCCUCUUCUACUGCUUCAAGCUCUGGGGAUGGUUGCCGGCGGACUACGACGUGUCGGGCGCGGAGGCGUGGUUCCUGGUGGCGUUUCUGCUCUUCAACACGUACAUGCUGGCGGCGGCGUUCACGCUGUCCGUGGUGAACGUGGUGGUCUUCGGCCUCUACGAGCUCACGCUCGUGCUGCUCAUCAUCGGCGACUUCAAGGGCCAACCCGUAGACGGCGGCGCCUCCUGGAUCACCGCCGGCGGAUACGUCGGUGUCUUCACCUCCGUCUCUGCGUGGUAUGCAUCCUUCGCGGUGCUGUUUAAUGGCAUGGUCAAUCGUGAGAUCAUGUAUCUCGGCAAACCGCUGAUCUCGCUCAAGCAGGAAUAACUUCCGUUUCGCCGGAAGCUGGUCGUUUAGCUUUACAUUGCUGUAGGAUGAGGCAUGCAGACGAUAGGCCAAUCGCGGCCGCCACCCAGUGUAGAUGGUGCAGGGUUCU